AUGGCGGAGCUCCUCCGGCACCCCGCCGCCAUGCGCCGGGCGCAGCGCGAGAUCGACGCCGUGGUGGGGCGCGACAGGGUUGUGGAGGAGAGCGAUCUCCCGGGGCUGAAUUUCCUGCACGCCAUCGUCAAGGAGACGCUGCGAUUGCAUCCGCCAUCGCCAGUGAUCCUCUACGAAUCCACCAUGCCCUGUGUGUCGAGCGCCGGUUACCGGAUCGCACAGGGCGCUCGGCUGCUCGUCAAUGUCUACGUGAUCUCCAGGGAUGCCAAUUCGUGGGAGAGGGCGCUGGAUUUCUGGCCGGAGCGAUUCGAUGAGGGCGCGAAGAAGGGCGUGGAUGUGAGGGGCCAGAAUUUCGAGCUCAUCCGGUUUGGAUCCGGGCGGAGGAUCUGCCCAGGGAUGGGGAUGGGACUCCGGAUGGUGCAGUGCGUGCUGGCGAGGCUGCUGCAAGGAUUCGAUUGGGAGAAAAUGGGAGAGAUCGAUAUGAGGGAGAAAUUUGGGCUCGCCAUGCCAAAGCUCGUCCCUCUCCACGCAAUCCCAUGCCCCAGGAGGUCUUCUUUUUCCCGCUCAAACUUUUGUUUGAAUUGAUGCAUUUUGGGUUAUAGUAUUUUAGGGUUUGUGGUAAAUCGGGUUAUGCUAAUAAUUUCUUUAAAUGAAGUAUUAGGAUAUGUUUUAAUCAAUUAAUCUAACUACGGGUCAUUUUGGA
Messenger RNA from Selaginella moellendorffii, 703 nucleotides. RefSeq names its product flavonoid 3'-monooxygenase. Lineage: Eukaryota; Viridiplantae; Streptophyta; Lycopodiopsida; Selaginellales; Selaginellaceae. The transcript has a single exon. The record is from RefSeq and is a predicted model, not a curated record. Bases 1 to 585 code for a protein of 194 amino acids. Gene Ontology annotation, molecular function: monooxygenase activity; iron ion binding; heme binding.